AACAUUGUCAGUACUAGUCCGACUCUGAUAUAGUGCCGUAUGUCGCCCGAAAAAGGUCGCAACGAAAUAAUUUGUCGCCCUGCUGUAAAAGUGUUUGUUUGAAGCAUUUAAAGAUCCUUGAAAAACAGUUAAAUUUCGGUUGUAAUUUGCAUUGGCUUUACAUUUAUGCUUUCAUUAUGGUUGGGAUUUUUUAGAUCAGCAGUUAAAUAUUUACGGUUUAGACUGAGUUUAAACAAACAUUCUACUGGCCUACUAAGUCCCAACAUAGUUACAGCAAAUUCCGCGUAUAUACCACACAUUUCCGAUAUAUAGCAGGCGAUUUGAAAGGUUUUUGCGAGGUUUUUUUGGAAUUUUCUUGCGGCAUCAGCGUUACACUGCAGUCCUAAUGCCCUUGGAAAUUUCAAAUAAUGGCACGACAUAAUGCAAAAUACACUUACUUUAAUGUGACAUAAAUUUAGCAACAAAUGUCUAAUUAAUUAACUGCUGAUAUAAAUUUGCAAUCGGUAGACGGAAUGGAGAAAUCGCGAGGUCGGCGUAUGCUUGCUAAAAUUUGUCUUCAAAUUAUGCUGCCAACAAGCAAAGGUGGGUUAGUGUAUCACAGUUGGCUGUGUUAGCGUUCAGGUGAACAAAGGCAAAGAGGAGAAGUUUGUAUGUUUACCUGCUUAUUUAUAAAAAUAAAUGUGUAAAAUAAAUCUUAUUUGCAAUUCACAAACUGCUACUAAGUAAAUCCUAAUGUUAAUGAAGUUUAAGAUAUACUCAGCUAUAAGAAUAUGCAAAUAUUGGUGAACUAGAACUAAUUUAAAGCAAAAGACGCUGGUGAAGUGGAAAAGUAAUAAUUUAAAAUAUCUUUAAUAAACCAAUUUCGAGAGAAAGUGACUUAGAAUGUGUUAUCAGAAACUAUAAAAGACAAUGCUUCGCUAAUUGAGAAGCAUAUUAAAAUCUAUCAUCAGCAUGAAGUUCAGUCUGAAUUCAUAUUUUAUUCUAAUUUGUUUUGGUGUGAGUGCUUUGAACGCAGCUACUCGUAAACAAGUUAGAGACCGAAACAGAGAAAAUUUAAUUAUUGGCGGACAAAAAGUACCAAUUGAUGGAGCACCCUGGGUGGUUUCUAUCGUAAGAAACCAUCAGUUAAUUUGUGCCGGCUCCUUAUUAACCAAUGAUGUCGUGCUUACAGCGGCCAGUUGCAUCAAGGCUGUAGAACCAGCGGAACUUUUGGUUCGAGGAGGCACGACAGCCUUCAAGAAUAGCGGUAAACUACGCAGAAUCAAGGAGACCAUUCAUCAUCCAAAAUAUGUGGAAGGCAGCCACGCUUAUAACGUGGCUCUGCUACAUUUAUUGCGACCAUUCAAUCAUACUGAUGACCAUGUGGGACAAGUAAAAUUGCCUGAUGUGGAUUCGACACUGCCAUCAGCAAUAAAUAUAUAUGGGUGGGGGCUAUCAAGCAAUAAAACUAAUGUAAUAAUGACUAAAAAUUUGCGUUUCACAAAAACUAAAAUAUAUUCGGAUAAGAAGUGUGCCCAAUAUCUGACUGAAGAAGAAGAAGACACUGAUUACGUAUUUUGCUCUGGCGAUCGCACGAAGAUUUCAGACAUUUGUACUGACGAUCCCGGUAGCGCGGCAAUAUUCAAUGACAACGUUCAGUUUGGUGUGGUGUCGGAUGGCGGAGCAUGUUCAGAAACGCGUACGACAAUUCUAACUAAUUUGGCCAAACACACGAGAUGGAUUAAGAAUUUAUUAAACGAAUUCGAGCGUGAAAAUAAAAAUAAGAAAACACACUAGAUUUGUGACAGCGCCGUUUCAGUAGUUCUUAAGUGAAGACAAAUGUAUUAUGUGUACAUAUGUACAUUCUGAUUAA
Messenger RNA from Bactrocera dorsalis (oriental fruit fly), 1852 nucleotides. Its product is annotated as trypsin 3A1. The record is from RefSeq and is a predicted model, not a curated record. Gene Ontology annotation, molecular function: serine-type endopeptidase activity. Gene Ontology annotation, biological process: proteolysis. The transcript has a single exon. Bases 952 to 1776 code for a protein of 274 amino acids. NCBI's taxonomy places the organism in Eukaryota, Metazoa, Arthropoda, Insecta, Diptera, Tephritidae.